AUGUUGCAGGUCGGGCCAUGGGACUGUGAGAGGCAGGCAUUGAAGGAGAGUGAAAACGCGGUGGAUCGCCCGCUUGCGCUUGUUCGGGGAGAGAGACUCGUGGAGGGCUCUAUUCCAAUCCAGCGGCAUUUUGCAUACUGUUGGUCUGGUCUUCUGUCACGGACAGAAGAGAGAGACAACAGGGAAUACAGUUUGUUGUACAACCAGCCGAGUGUGUUGGUAGGAAGUCGGACGGAUGUUGCUUCUGUAUCAUCAUGGUUAGCUCCAGUCAUUUGGGAGGGAACCUUUAACCCCAUACUGAUCGACUCUAUCUACAAACAACACAAUCUAACCAUAGCAACCACAGUCUUCGCUUUGGGAAAAUACACACGUUUUGUUAAAGAUUUUCUGGAGUCAGCAGAACAGCAUUACUUUGUUGGAUUUCGAGUGCAUUACUACUUAUUUACAGAUCAACCAGAAUCGAUUCCUGAGGUGAAGAUGGGUGAAAACCGCAGUUUGACAGUUCGAAAGGUUCAGAGUUUGAACAGAUGGCAGGACAUCAGUAUGAGCAGGAUGGAAAAACUGGAAAAACUAAUAGAGAAUGAACUGGCCUACGAGGCUGACUAUAUUUUCUGCCUUGACAUAGAUACAAAGUUCUAUGGCCGUUGGGGUGUGGAGUCUUUGGGUCGUCUGGUAGGUGUGAUUCAUCCUUGGUUCUUUGAUGCUCCAAGGGAUCGAUUCACAUAUGAGCGUAGACCAGAGUCUCAAGCAUACAUUCCAGCUGGGGAAGGUGAUUAUUAUUAUGCUGGUGCUGCAUUUGGUGGCUUGUUAGAAGAUGUACAUCAACUUACCAAAACCUGCAAGGAGAAGCUGCUCAUUGAUGCUGCAAACUCCAUUGAGGCAGUAUGGCAAGAGGAGUCUCACUUGAACAAGUAUUUCCUUUUGAACAAACCUAGUAAACUGCUCUCUCCUGAAUAUAUGUGGCGGGGCAUCAAUGAAAAAGCAGCCCAAAUAAAAGUAAUUCGCUUCUCUAAUGUAGCUAAAAACUAUGCUGAAGUUCGUCCAAACCCAUAGCAACCAGUAUUCAGC
This is a messenger RNA of Carassius auratus (goldfish), 1068 nucleotides long. RefSeq names its product globoside alpha-1,3-N-acetylgalactosaminyltransferase 1-like. Gene Ontology annotation, molecular function: hexosyltransferase activity. Bases 1 to 1053 code for a protein of 350 amino acids. Gene Ontology annotation, biological process: carbohydrate metabolic process. The record is from RefSeq and is a predicted model, not a curated record. The transcript is spliced from 4 exons. Gene Ontology annotation, cellular component: membrane; Golgi apparatus; vesicle. NCBI's taxonomy places the organism in Eukaryota, Metazoa, Chordata, Actinopteri, Cypriniformes, Cyprinidae.